CUCUCACCGGCUUAUAUAGCAGGGAAUUGUUGCGUGUUUUUUUUGUCGUGAUAGUUCAACCCUGUGUAUGAAGCUGUAGCUACUACCUGUUGGAAAUGGCGGGUGUAGUAGAUGAUGAUGUCAAGCUGCAUAUGUUAGCAGCGGAGGAGACAGCUGUUGGUCGCCCUGCUAUACUGGCCUAACUAACUACAAACAUGGAUAGACAGAACUCCAGAGAGCCUCUUUGGGAUAUGCCGUCCCGAAAUAGGACUUCUUAUGCUCAGAUGACACGAUUUGCAGAAUCCUUUAAUCCUAUGGCUGUAAUAGAUGACCUUGAUGAUAUAACAGUAGCUGUUAAGGAUGGAUCAGACCAGGGAAAGCCUUCAGAGGUCAGUCCCAAUGGUACUGGGGGGGACAGAGAUGAUGACCACGAGGAUGGUGACGCAGAUACACAAGAUAGAAGUGUACAGCAAGAUGUACAAGAUCCAGAUGUUAAGGGUCGAAAAUUGUUUUUCAAAGAUGGGCGCCGUCGCAUUGACUACAUCCUAGCAUAUGUGGUGGAUGAAGAUGGAAAGGCAGAAGAAGUGGAAGAGGCACGUCUAGCUCGGGAAGUGUUUGAACGAAACCUAGUCUCUGAGGGGCUCCUACUGGAGUAUGAUCAGAGGGAAGGCGAGGCAAAAUAUGUGAAGGUUCACAUACCAUGGGAAGUGCUGACCAGAUACGCUGAGAUCCUCAAGGUCAAAGUGCCAGUUAAAAAGUCACUGGUGUUGACCAACAUACAGAAGAAGUAUGCAAAGCUUGAGCAAUUAUAUAAUUCUUGGACAGGAGAAUGGGAAGUUUAUCAUAAGGGCGAGGAGUCUGCUUUUGACCAGUUCUUGAAUCCCAUGAAAGCAAUGAGUGCCAGACUCUGGGCUACCUUAACUGGCAUGGUGAAGAAGUUGUUUGCUCCGUUUGAAUUGGACAAGGAGGUUAUGCCCCCCAUACCCAGGAGAUUUACCUUACCCUACUCAAGGACCAAAGAAUACUUAUAUGAUUUUCCUGAAGACCGUGAAUCUUUAUUCUCUGUGGUGGAUCGAAGUCGUAUUGUUAAUUUCAUCCUGAGAAGGAAGGCGUUUUCAGACGAUAAAAACCAAGAGUAUGCAUUUGGUAUCAACAAGAUGAUUGCAGAUGAAUAUUACACUGCUGCUUAUCCCUUACAUGAGGGCCAUUGGAAGGCUGGAUCUGCUGAGAAUGAGAGAAAGCGACUGUAUGACCACUGGGCUAACUUACGCUGUUUCUUUAAGUUCCAGCCUCUUGAUCAUGUCAGGAGUUACUUUGGUGAAAAGAUUGGAAUCUACUUUACCUGGCUUGGGUUCUACACCCAGAUGUUGAUUCCAGCCUCUGUUGUAGGACUUAUCGUGUUCAUAUAUGGCUGUGCAAUCUCUGGCUCAAGUUAUCCAGGAGUCGAGAUUUGUGAUGAAAAGAACAAUUUCACCAUGUGUCCAUUGUGUGACUAUCAGUGCCCCUACUGGAAUCUCCAUGACACGUGUGCUAAUGCCAAAGCCAGUCGUAUCUUUGAUAAUGGAGGGACGGUCUUCUUUGCUAUAUUCAUGGCAUUCUGGGGCACAUUGUUUCUGGAGUUUUGGAAACGAAAGGAAGCCACUCUCCAGUAUAGAUGGGACCUAACAGACUUCCACCGUGAAGAACAACCACCUCGACCAGAAUAUCUUGCCAAGCUGUCAAACUGUGAUACCUACAAAAUCCAUCCAGUAACUGGGAUGAAGGAACCAUACAUGCCGUUUUGGAGAAAAAGAUUUCCUAUUUUCUUGGCCUCCUAUUCUGUCAUGUUGUUUAUGGGGUUACUGGCCAUCAGUGCUGUGAUAGGAGUGAUAGCCUAUCGUGUUGCCUUGUUAGCUGCUCUCCAGGCUUUUACCAGAGAUGAAAAUACAAGUAAUGACAACUCAACACUGGCUACGACUAAAGCUCUUAUCUACCAGAACGCCAGCGUGGUCACUACCAUUACUGCAGCCUGUCUCAACCUGCUGUUCAUCAUUAUACUCAACAUGAUCUAUACCCGGGUUGCAUUUUGGCUGACAGACCAGGAGACUAUCCGUACACAGAAAGAUUAUGAUGACAGCAUCACUGUCAAGCUUUUUGCCCUCCAGUUUGUCAACUAUUACUCUUCCAUCGUGUACAUUGCCUUCUUCAAAGGGAGAAUCCUUGGCCGUCCAGGAAAUUACAAUCAUCUGUUUGGAGGGCGUCAGGAGGAGUGUGGGUCUGGAGGCUGCCUCAUUGAAUUGUGUAUACAACUGGCUAUCAUCAUGACUGGGAAACAACUCAUCAUGAACAACUGUACAGAGGUCCUUCUACCGAAAAUAAUUAAAUGGAUAAAGAGGAUGAUUUGGAAGGAGAGCAAAGAAAAGAAAAUGUCAAGGACGCCUUGGGAGAAGGACUACAAAUUGGAUGCUACAUCCACAGCAGCUUUGUUCCAUGAAUACCUGGAAAUGGUCCUGCAGUUUGGAUUUCUGACCUUGUUUGUGGCUGCUUUCCCUCUGGGACCACUGUUUGCUCUUCUCAACAACCUGUUGGAGAUCCGUUUUGACGCUGCUAAGUUCAUUACCCAUCUUCGUCGUCCCCUUGCUGAGAGGACUCCUAACAUUGGUGUAUGGUACAAUAUUCUCUAUGGAAUUUCUAGAAUUGCCAUUAUUUCAAAUGCUUUCAUCAUUGCUUUAACAUCAGACUUCAUUCCCCGUUUGGUGUAUGAGCAAGCCUACAGUCCAGAUGGUUCCCUAAGGGGCUAUACAAAUGCUACCCUGUCCUUUUUCAACACCACCGACUUCAGCCCUGAAAAUAGACCUAACUAUGCUGGUAGUGAGUUGGUUGAGCUCUGCAGGUACCGAGAUUUGAGAAACCCUCCUUGGAGUGAUGAUAAAUACGAGUUCACAGAGAUGUACUGGCACAUCUUUGCUGCAAGAUUUGUCUUUGUGGUGGUAUUUGAGAAUCUGAUUGUUGUCAUCACCGGUCUGAUAGCUUAUGUCAUUCCUGAUGUGCCUCACCAACUCAAGGUACAGAUUCGUCGAGAGAAUUACAUUUCCAAUGAAAUUGUCAUCAAGACGGAGAUGCUUCGUGCACAUGGGGAGAAUGUAGAUGAUAUAAUGGAAACUAUAAUGGAUGACGAAGUUCGGCGUUAUCAUACUACCGACCUUGGAAGUAUGACAUUAGUGAAUCGAAAGCCUGGAGAAAGUCCGUCAACUGAGGUGUAGCCGAACAUGCUGCCUCUCAAAGACAUUAAUUCAAAUAACAUGUGUAUGAGGCAGGAAUUUGAAAUACUUGAAUAUCUCAUGGUUCAGAGAGUGAGAAGCAGUGGUAUUGGUAAUAACACGGAAACAUCUACAGAAGUGAGACAAAAUUUUGUUGGAAUUAUUAAAUGAUACCAACAGUGUGUUCAUUCCAGCGCAAGUUUGCUGGAGAAAGUCCUGCAGUAUCAUUGACAGAAGGAAACUAAGCUGUUUUAAGUUGUAGGCUGUUACAUAUGUGAGUCUGAAAAGUGUCUGCUGAAUUUCUAGUACCAUGGGACUUUUGAUAAUUCUCCUGCAAAGGGUUGUGUAUAAUUAAUCCCUCCAUACUCCAUUUGCCUUCUCUGUCAAACUCACAUCAUUUUACAAAUGUCUUUCUAGUAUAGUAGCCAAUUCUAUUUUUAAAUUUUUUAUACAUUGUAUUGUGUACACCUAAAUGUAAGUAAGAAAUGCGUUCUAUGUUACACUUCUACUACACAAGGUAUCCCUUGUGUAAGUGGUUUGAAAAAUUGUGUAUGAAUAGUGUUUAAUACACAAAGGAAACACUCUCAUGUCAGUCUGGAUACAUGUGUAACUUGUGUGUGUAAGAGAUGAGCUUGUUGCCAUAAUACUGGUUCGACCAGUAAGAUUAUUCUAGAACUGCCCCUGGAGUAUUAAGACUUGUGGUGACUUGAGUAAUUGUCUUACAGGCUUUAUAUAUCUCUAUAUCAUAUUUAUAAUACAACGGUAAACUUUAAACCUACCCCUUAUCAAUGUAACUUGAGUUUAGAGUUUCUCUAAAAUCAUUGUACAAGGUAGAUUUUAAAACUCUGUUUAUCGAUGGUUGUUUGGUCAGUAGAAAAAGCUACUUUUAGACAUGUUCCACUGACUAAAUCUUUUGCUCAAGUAUUCAUAUAUUGUCAUCUAAAUAUUUUUCUUCUUUUUGAAUAAGGCAUAAUACUUCAGUAUAAUACCCAAGAUCAAGUUGGUUCUGGCCUGAAAGGAGUGAUGAAUUUUUGUUUGACAUGUAUGAAUACAUUUUAGUGUGAAGUUGAUACAGAAACAUCUGUGUGUUUAACAGAGGAUAUAUUGUUAUUAGAUAUGUUUUCUCUCUUUUUUUUUUUUAAAUUCUUGUCAUCUGAUUUAUCUAAUUAAUAUGCUAAUUGCCACUAUAGGCAUGUAUCAGAUAAAUCAAUUUGUCAAACUUAAACGUUGAAUAGAAGUACAACAGUUUGAUAUAAAAUAAUAUUUUUGUAACAGAGGUUGUAUCUGAUCGAAGUUAAGGAAUUGUUUUAGAUGUUGGACUGUUUUCAUGAUCCCGAGAUAUAUUCUGUAGACUACAACUACUGUUUGUACAAAUGUCAUUAUACUCUGUUAUUGGGUUGCAUUUUCUCGUCGUGGAAUCUCAUUUUGUUUUUAUUGUUUAAAUCGUCUGUAUGAUGAAGGUGUAUUUUUCACAAAGAAGGUCGUGAAGAUAUUACUUAGUAUUUACAUUGUCAGAGAUAAUCUUGGUAAUAACAAUCUCUUCAGUUAUCUCAUUGUCAUUUAUUUUUACAAUAUGUUCCACAAUGUUUUGUCCCAAGAGCUGUACUGAACACAAAGUUGACAAUCUAUUGAAUCUAACACAGACAAUACUUGUGCCCGUCAUCAACAGUCUGAGAGCUGUUAUAGGUUCUUAUAAUGUUGUACAGCAAAUAGAUAUAAAGGUGCUCUUCACAUCAUAGAUAGAAAAGCCUGUAUGUUGUUGAUAUUAGUGUGUUGUAUCAGAUACAUUACUGAAACUGACAUUUAAGACCAUCGUAUUUCGUACAAUACUGAACUAAUUUUUGUAUUAACCAAUAAUUUGUCCUGUGUAUAAACAUGGAGUCAGUGUGUUCUGUAUCAGCUGUCUGAUAUAUAUAAGUGGAUGUUUGUUGUUGUACACCUUGAAUUUUAUCUUCAUUUCCUUUGGUAUUGAUUUUUAAUCAUAAAAUAUUUCAUUUAAUUAAUGAUUUUAUUUUGUUAGUAGCAUACUUUUUUUUCCAUCUCAAAAAUCCAUUUUAGAUCAAAUUUGUCCGCAGCAAACCAGCAUACCAUUGUCUAGUAAUAUUUUCUCUAGAAAAUUGUGACCAUAGAUAAUGUUCACAUCAAACAUUCAUGGAAUCAUGAACCCAAAUGAUUAAAAUUUUGCAUUUGAGUUUAACGAACCUUUUAAUGGAUAGGUACAAGGCAUAUAACUUAUCUGUUCCCAUGGCCGUUUAUUUAUAUAAAUGUAUCAACACAGGCCUGGACUUUGUAAGUUCCCUGUCAGAACUGCUCACUGAUGUUGUACAUCAAGUGUUCAGUCUUGGACUGCUCACUGAUGUUGUACAUCAAGUGUUCAGGCUUGGACAGCUCACUGAUGUUGUACAUCAAGUGUUCAGCCACAGGACUGCUCACUGAUGUUGUACAUCAAGUGUUCAGUCUCGGGACUGCUCACUGAUGUUGUACAUCAAGUGUUCAGUCUCGGGACAGCUCACUGAUGUUGUACAUCAAGUGUUCAGUCUCGGGACUGCUCACUGAUGUUGUACAUCAAGUGUUCAGCCACAGGACUGCUCACUGAUGUUGUACAUCAAGUGUUCAGUCU
Ylistrum balloti is the source of this 5838-nucleotide messenger RNA. Its product is annotated as anoctamin-1-like. Bases 195 to 3221 code for a protein of 1008 amino acids. Gene Ontology annotation, molecular function: protein dimerization activity; chloride channel activity. Gene Ontology annotation, biological process: chloride transmembrane transport. The record is from RefSeq and is a predicted model, not a curated record. NCBI's taxonomy places the organism in Eukaryota, Metazoa, Mollusca, Bivalvia, Pectinida, Pectinidae. The transcript has 30 exons. Gene Ontology annotation, cellular component: plasma membrane.